AUGGCUGUAGCAGCUUAUUCAUCUUUGGUUUCCCUCAUGCAUGUUCUGGACAACGUUCAGCAUCCUGCCCGUCGUCGGCUUCAUCUCGACAGAAACCAAAUUGGAAUUCUGCAGGAAAAGGUUCGUUUCUUGCAAGAUUUUCUUGAAGUCCAUUGCCAAGGAAAAAUCCAAAAGAUGCAAGAUCUGGCGAUGCAAAUCUCUGUUGUAGCCGAUGAAGCAGAAGAUAUAAUUGACUUAUAUGUAGUGGAUCAGCUUUGUGAAGGACCGAAAAACAGAAGUCAUGAUAUGACUGCGCUCUCAUCUUUCUGUCAAGAUAUAAACAAAGUAAUUGAGAAGCUUGAUUGUGUAAAGAGUGAAUUGAUGAUGGUAGUUGAAGAGGAACGCGCCAGCCUCCAAGCACAGAAGCCCAUAUCUUCCUUGCCGGCUUGUUCAUCAACAGUGCUUCCAUCCAGUGCCAAGAGUAGUACUAUGGUGGGAUUUGAUGAGCGCUUGGAAAGAAUCAUGGAUGAGCUCACUGGACAUAAAUGUGAUCUCCAGAUCCUCCCUAUUGUCGGGAUGGGAGGUAUUGGUAAGACUACUCUAGCUAGAAAUGUUUUUGAUCAUCCAUAUAUUGUCCAUUACUUUGAUAUGCGAAUUUGGUUUACAAUAUCUCAAGAAUAUAGCUCGCGAGGAAUACUUGUACACCUUCUUAACGAUGGAAGAAACCAAGAAAAUAGUAAAACUUUAGCUGAAUUAGGACAACGAUUGUACAAAAAUUUAUUUGGUAGAAAGUAUUUGAUUGUUAUGGAUGAUGUCUGGAGCAUCGAUGUUUGGGAUGAUUUGAAGCGACUCUUUCCGGAUAAUAAGAACGGAAGUCGAAUUCUGGUGACGACUAGGUUGUUUAAUGUGGCAGUUUCUCUAGGCUCCCAAAGCCCUUAUAUGAUGGAGUUUUUGGACGAGAGUAAAAGUUGGGAUUUAUUUUGUGAAAAGGCAUUUUCAAGGCAAGGUUGUCCAUUUCCAGAACUAGAGAAAAUUGGAAAGUAUAUAGCAAAAUGUUGUAGAGGACUUCCUCUAGCAAUUGUUGUAAUUGGCGGCCUCCUUGCAAACUCCAAGAUGACUCGAGAAGAUUGGGAGUUUGUAGCAGAAAAUUCGCUAUCAAAUCAAGACAUCCAGAAGGGUACAUCUCUCUCAAGUCCUCCGCUUCUCGCGGUCAACAUUCCUUUCCAGGACAUUGAUAUCAAUGCUAUUGGCUCGUUGCCUAAUCUUGAAGUGCUCAAAUUGUACUAUAACGCCUUCAAAGGGCAUGAGUGGAAUCCAGUUGAAGGAGAAUUUCUUCGUUUGAGAUUCUUGUUACUGAAGGAUGUUGACGUGGUGUGCUGGGGCGCAGACAAGGCCAACUUUCCGAACCUUGAGAGCCUUGUUCUUGAAGACAUAAUAAAUUUGAAAGAGAUACCUUCAGGUAUUGGAGAAAUAGAGACAUUGCAUUCAAUUCAUCUAGUUAAUUGCAGUGACUCCAUUAUCAACUCAGCAAAAUAUAUACUGGAGGAACAAGAAAGCCUGGGAAAUGAGGCCCUUCAUGUUCAUGUUCGAUCCAAGGAGAAAUACCAUGAGAUGGUCCCUAAGUAUCGACCCCCAUGCCAUUGA
Sesamum indicum (sesame) is the source of this 1623-nucleotide messenger RNA. NCBI's taxonomy places the organism in Eukaryota, Viridiplantae, Streptophyta, Magnoliopsida, Lamiales, Pedaliaceae. The record is from RefSeq and is a predicted model, not a curated record.